Molecule: messenger RNA, 837 nt
Organism: Xenia sp. Carnegie-2017
Lineage: Eukaryota; Metazoa; Cnidaria; Anthozoa; Malacalcyonacea; Xeniidae
Product: sorcin-like
Exons: 9
Coding region: 130-678 (182 amino acids)
Molecular function (GO): calcium ion binding
Source: RefSeq, a predicted model, not a curated record
UUUUAGGACAUCGGACACAGCCACAAAAGAAUUUUAUUGCAAAAACCGAGCUCCGAGAGUUCCAACUUGCAAUUUGUUUGGAAUUUCACACCCUUCCUGUUAGUUAUUCCCUGUCAACGUUUUCUUUAAAUGGCUUACCCAGGUUAUGGAGGUGGUCCAGGAUAUCCAGUUGGCCCUGAUCCAUUAUGGGGGUACUUUUCUGCCAUUGCAGGCCAGGACCAACAAAUUGAUGCACACGAGCUACAAAGAUGUUUAACAUCAUCUGGAAUCUCAGGAGGCUAUCAACAAUUUAGCUUGGAUACUUGUAGAAUCAUGAUUGCAAUGUUAAACAGAGAUAGAGAUGCUCGAAUGGGAUUCAAUGAAUUCAAAGAAUUAUGGAAUGUUCUUAACCAUUGGAAGACAACAUUCAUGCAAUAUGAUAGAGACCGAUCAGGAACUGUGGAACCACAUGAACUACAAGCUGCAUUGACUAGCUGGGGUUACAAUCUUUCCCCAACUGCAAUUCAAAUCAUUGUCAAUCGAUAUUCUACAAAUCAUCGUAUAAGUUUUGAUGAUUUUGUUGCAUGUGCUGUGCGACUUCGAAGUCUGACUGAUCACUUUCGUCGACGUGAUACAACGCAAACUGGUGUGGCCACAUUUCAGUAUGAUGAUUUCAUUCAAGUUUCUAUGUUCACAUAAAAUCAAUGUGUUUGGAAGUAUGCAGCAGCAUCUUAACCAAAGAAUAAUUAUUAAUAAUGUUAAUAAUGUUUUAUGUUAUUGUUAGAACUAGUUAAACAAUAGUGAAUUUGUCCUUCGUGUGCUUUCAAAUGAAAUGAUUAAAAUUAUUGUGAUGAAGUA